Messenger RNA from Adelges cooleyi (spruce gall adelgid), 1158 nucleotides. RefSeq lists its product as uncharacterized. The coding region runs from base 74 to 976 and encodes 300 amino acids. The transcript has 9 exons. The record is from RefSeq and is a predicted model, not a curated record. Lineage: Eukaryota; Metazoa; Arthropoda; Insecta; Hemiptera; Adelgidae.
UAAUUUGUGUGAUAGCUACUCUUCAGUCAAGUCCGGUUGAUUUUUCAAGUUAGUAAGCUUAUCAAUAAGAACAAUGUUUUUUAUAAAAAUGGAAGUAAAGUACAUCAUCAUAACAAUGUGUAUAUUAUAUUCUAUUGCGAUGGAAAACACUCUCGAUGACGAGGAAAUAAUGCAUCUAUGGAAUACUUAUGAAACAGAAUACGGAAAGAACUUCGACAAUUUUAAGAUAGACGCGAAAAAUGGCCUCAUACCAAGUUUGCAGCAACCUGAAAUUGAUAAUCUAUUUAACGCGAUCAAAUCUGCAGAUAAAGAAUAUGUUACCUUCAGCGACUUAAGUAAAUAUUAUGGAGUUGACACAGAUGAACUCUUGGACAUGUUACAAAAACACGGAACCGUAUGUCAGGCUGAUCCUUUACCAGUUAGACAAGAAUACAAAAUGGAUCUUAAACAGUUUACAGAGGCCAUGAAACUAGGCAUCGUACCAAAAUUCUCUGAUAUUAAUUAUUUAUAUAACUUAAUAAAAACAUCUGAAUAUAGAGAAUAUAUUACCUUCACCGAGUUACGAAAUUUUUAUCAAAAGUUUUGUCCAAAUUAUGACACAGAUGAACUCUACCGCAAAAUGCAAGACCACGGAACCCAAUGUGAAGCUGAACCUGGACCAGUUAGAAAAAUAUACAAAAUGGAUAUAGGACAGUUUAGAAAGGUCGUGAAUCUAGGCCUCGUACCAAGAUGUGCUGGGUUGUAUGAUGUAUUUAGAGGAAUAAUCGGAGGUGAUAGAAGAGACUAUUUAUACCUCAGCGAUAUGAUUGCACACUACGGAACAGAUUACGAUCAUAAUAUUUUUUCACUGGAUCAUAUUAUAAAAAAGUAUGGAGUACCUAAAGGUAACGGACAGAGAUUAUACUUUGAUGGCUUUAGCAAAGCCAUGAGCCUUAAUUAUCUUCCAAAACCGCGGAUACUACAACACCAAAGGUGAUCGGAUGGUAGUCACCGAUAAGAUGCAAUUUUAAGAUAAACAGUAUAAUGAUAACCAAAAUUACUAAAUUGUCAUAAAAAUUAAUAAUUUGCUUAUUAUUUUGUCGCCAUAAUAAUUAUAAUAUGCUGUCUAAUUCUUAUUUGGACACUGUCUUUCAAUUCAAUAAAAAUUAUAUAUAUAUA